UCAAGUGGAGUGGUCGUGCACGAAUAGCGAGUGCGCGAUUCUAUGUUUGCAAGGUGAAAUCUCAGUGCUUUGGUGAAAAUCGGCACAUAAACCGGACCAACUACUGUCAAUCUCGCACACGCUGCGGCGAGAUCCUCUUUAUGUUUUUGUUAUCGUAAAAAUAUUGGGAUAAUAAAUUAAUUAGCUAGUUAAACCUUGACCUUAUUACACAUUGGUGUUGUUUAAUAAAAUUUGAGUAUUGCUCAUUUCUCAAAUCGGCUUAGUGUAAAAAGGAAUUUAUUUUCUUUACUACUUGUUUCUCACCAUCUUUUCUUUAUACUUUAUUGGAAGGGAAAUAAUUUAUGGUUUAAUAAUCAGAAGCAAUUUUUCUUUGUUUUUCUAUCGUAUACAUUUUUAGUUAGGAAGAUCCUCACGAUUUCAAGGAAGAAUGCUGUGCGCACAUCGUGCAGUCACAAGCAGCUUUGUGCAGGGCUGUUGCCUCUGGGCUUGUGCUGCGUCAGGGCGUGAGAUGUCUCGGCUCCAUGAUACCCACGCUGCAGCGAGAUGCUGACAUCGCAGCAAGCCGCGCGCUCGCUCAGCUGCCACCCAAGGUAGCUUCAUUCGUGGAGCGCUCUGCCAUACUCUGCAAACCAAAAGCAAUCCAUGUUUGUGAUGGAUCAGAGGCAGAGAUGAAGAAAUUUAAAGCAGAAAUGUGCCGAACAGGGAUGCUCGAGAAGCUGGACAAAUAUCACGAAUGUUAUCUCGCUAGGACUGAUCCUAAUGACGUGGCAAGAGUUGAGAAAAAAACGUUUGUUGUCACGGAGAAAAAAACAGACGCCGUGCCUGAACCUCAACCAGGUGUGGAGGGCAUGUUGGGGAACUGGAUGUCCAAGGAAAAACUUUUGGAGAUCGUGCGCGAUAGAUUCCUUGGAUGCAUGGCGGGACGAACCAUGUACGUGAUACCAUUUAGCAUGGGACCGAUCGGCUCGCCUAUCUCUAAAAUUGGGAUUCAGCUCACCGACUCGCCUUACGUAGUGGCGUCCAUGAAAAUCAUGACAAGGAUGGGCGGAGCUGUUCUUGGAACGUUGGAUGAAGAAGACUUUGUUCGGUGUUUGCACAGCGUUGGCUGUCCGUUACCAAGCAUGCACCAUUACAGAGAAACAUGGCCAUGCAAUCCUGAUCAAACAAUCAUUGCACAAGUACCAGACAGCAAAGAAAUAAUUUCAUUCGGUUCAGGUUAUGGGGGGAACUCCCUUCUUGGUAAGAAAUGCUUUGCUUUGAGAAUUGGCUCUGCUUUAGCUUAUCAAGAAGGUUGGUUAGCGGAACACAUGCUCAUUCUUGGAAUUACAAAUCCCGCCGGUGUAAAGCGUUACAUCGCCGCUGCUUUUCCCUCUGCGUGUGGAAAAACAAAUUUGGCCAUGAUGACUCCUUCUUUGCCUGGUUACAAAGUGGAGUGUGUUGGUGAUGACAUAGCGUGGAUGAAAUUCGAUGACGAAGGCGUUCUCCGAGCAAUCAACCCGGAAAACGGUUUCUUUGGAGUAGCUCCGGGGACAUCUACGAAAACUAAUCCUGUUGCAAUGAAGACAAUCGCGUCGAAUACUUUGUUCACAAAUGUCGCGAAGACAGACGACGGCGGAGUUUUUUGGGAAGGUCUCGAAGAAGAAACGGACUUCAGUUACGACAUAACUUCGUGGAGAAACGUUCACCCGUGGAGGAAAGAAACUGGAGGUCUCGCUGCUCACCCAAACUCGCGGUUUUGUACACCAGCGUCUCAAUGUCCCACAAUGGACCCUUCCUGGGAGGAUCCUCGAGGAGUGCCUAUAUCUGCAAUUCUCUUCGGCAGUAGAAGGCCUGAAGGAGUUCCCAUGGUUUACGAGUCUCUUGACUGGAAGCACGGGGUUAUGAUUGGUGCAGCAAUGCGUUCUGAAGCAACAGCAGCUGCUGAAUACAGCAAGAAAGAAAUCAUGCACGAUCCUUUUGCAAUGCGGCCAUUUUUCGGCUACAACUUUGGCCUCUAUUUGAAGCACUGGUUGAGUAUGGACGAACCUAACAGAAAACUACCCAAAAUUUUCCACGUCAAUUGGUUCCGGAAAGGUUCAGAUGGAAAGUUUCUCUGGCCAGGGUUUGGACAAAAUAUUCGCGUUUUAGAUUGGAUUUUUAGACGAUUGGAUGGGAAAGAUAUCGCCAUGAAUUCUCCCAUUGGAUUGCUACCUAAACCUGGAACGAUUGACCUCGUGGGCAUUGCACACUUGAACAUUAAGAUCGAUGAACUCUUUCAUAUUCCCAAGGACUUCUGGCAGAAGGAAGUGAGAGAUGUUAAGUGCUACUUGGAAGGACAACUCGGAAAUGAUUUGCCUGAAGAGAUCAGGAAUGAACUUGAAAAACUGCAACAAAGGGUUGAGAACAUGCAAUAGUCCCAAUACACAAGGCUUUCGACUUGCGUGCUCACGGAACACAAGUUAAUAAACUUGAUGUAUUACGUCACAUGCGUUGAUCUACGAGUGUGCUGAGACUCGUUUUAAAUAUAGUUGUUCCAUUCUAGGAAAUAAUAUAUGAAUUUACAGAGAUCUAUGAACUUUUUAUACGAUUUCCGAUUACAUUAAUAAUUUUACAAUACUCCAUUUAUUGGUCACGUAUUUUCUUUGCGUAAAUAUGGGCAAAGUAUUUCACAAUCCGUCGACCUUUCUCAGUGCAUUGCUGACUUCAACGUUUUGGUUGAUUCGUUUGAAUCCCACAGGUGGUUUUUAAUUGCAGCUUAUCGGCUGAGCAUGAUGGCCGUUGCAUACAUUGGGUUGGUAAUUGGGAAAAUUUUGAUUGACAUUUUAUUAGGUAUUGAUGCAGCGAUCAGGGCUAAGUUUAUUUCACAUAUGGGAUUCAUAAGUCUUAAUUUAAUACAUUUUAAUCAAGAAUGGUCUCGUAAAAUUUGUAAUUUUGAAUAGAAGUGACUUCAUAAUUUAAGAGCCGCCUAUAAUGAAAACAUCGUAAUUUACUAAUGGAGUGUUAAUUAGUUAAAGCAGGAUCACUUUAAAAUGGAUACGAUCCAUGUUGUGAAAGACUCAAAUUAUAAACAAUUUGCUUUUAAACAUCAAAAUAAAUGUUAGAUUACUACCAUGGAAAUUCAAUAUUGUAACCGAACUUAAAAUCAGCGCGGUUUAUAACCCUUUUAACCUUAGCACGUUUGUGUUUUUUUUUUAUCCAAGCUUGUAGUGGUAUGUCAUGCCGCUUCUGAGAGGAUUAAAUGAAAAUUCACAUCCACACGUAAUAGUUUGAA
Hyalella azteca is the source of this 3250-nucleotide messenger RNA. Its product is annotated as phosphoenolpyruvate carboxykinase, cytosolic [GTP]. The record is from RefSeq and is a predicted model, not a curated record. Gene Ontology annotation, molecular function: phosphoenolpyruvate carboxykinase (GTP) activity; manganese ion binding; GTP binding. NCBI's taxonomy places the organism in Eukaryota, Metazoa, Arthropoda, Malacostraca, Amphipoda, Hyalellidae. Gene Ontology annotation, biological process: propionate catabolic process; gluconeogenesis; response to starvation. The coding region runs from base 522 to 2393 and encodes 623 amino acids. The transcript is spliced from 3 exons. Gene Ontology annotation, cellular component: cytosol.